This is a messenger RNA of Neofelis nebulosa (Clouded leopard), 3396 nucleotides long. It is a transcript of the gene MTERF3, whose product is annotated as mitochondrial transcription termination factor 3. The coding region runs from base 2529 to 3299 and encodes 256 amino acids. The record is from RefSeq and is a predicted model, not a curated record. NCBI's taxonomy places the organism in Eukaryota, Metazoa, Chordata, Mammalia, Carnivora, Felidae. Gene Ontology annotation, molecular function: double-stranded DNA binding. Gene Ontology annotation, biological process: regulation of DNA-templated transcription; mitochondrial ribosome assembly. Gene Ontology annotation, cellular component: mitochondrion. The transcript has 6 exons.
AACCAGCCUACAAGGAUGAAAGGUAAAGUGGUAAGUGCCACAGAAGACAUAUGAAUAAAGUGUUUCGUGGGGUCAAAGGGGAGAGAAAGAUGACAUCUACUGCAAACAGAAGAGUCAGCCCCCUUCCUUUUGGAACAGCUUCCUCCAACCUUAUGAGAAGUACUAUGGGUAACACAAGAUAAACAGAAGACGUGGCCCUGCCUUUAAAUAAUUUACAGCAUACUUAACAGUUUUAGAAUAUGUUUCAGCUGUUCAUCUGUAUGUUGAUUUGUGGACAGCACAUCUUGGAAGUAAUUUAAAUGACAGAACAGAGGAGCCAUGAUUACAUGGUCAAACAGUAUUUUUAAGGACCCUAGUGUCCUGGUGCCUCUCUGCUUCUCAGAUCUAUUUUCUGCCUUUUUCUGUCCAUUCUGUCUGUAUCCUAGGAGGCUAACCUCUGUGCACUAGAGCUCCUUUGCCAGCUGGCUUCUGGGCAGCUUCAGCCGGUGGGAGGCACUUGCAGGAGGAGAGGGAGGGCAGGUGGGAGUACUGUCUUCCCUGUUCCCUCCCAGCUUUGGGUCCUAUAACUGCCUCGCUCCAUGACAACAGCUCCAACUGAGCAGCCCUUUCUCAACAGCUUGCAGCUCCCUGUGGGUUUGGGUAAUACUUUUUGUUGCCUGUCUCGGUAGCACUAGGGGUGCCCUUGUCAGUUCCCUCAACUCUGUGACACCACACUGUACAGUCUCUUCAUUAAAGUUCUUUUUGUUUGCACUUUCUAGGGCAAUCCUGCCAGACCUUGAUGGAUACACUAAAUAUGUAUAACCAUAACUGAAUACAGUGGUAAUAUUUUUAGUUACUGAACAGAUAAAACCAACUUAGACUCUGGUCACUUAGAUGUUAGCAUCGUGUAUUAUUCAUUUUUUAUAUCCCCAGAGCCUAACAGGAGUGCCUGGUCCAUAGUACGCAUUCAGUGAUUAUUUUUUCAAGUUAAUGAAAUCUUGAGUAAGCCCAAGUGAUUUGUGCUGACAGCAGCGUGCUCUCCUAUUGCUGUUAAAAAGCAUGAGAUUCUGCUCUCCUAUUGCUGUUAAAAAGCAGCUUUUCAGGAUUUCUGUUUCAGCACAGUCAUGGUGUGACGGCUCACGCUGAGCAAGGCACUUCAGCACAUGUCAGCUGUAAUAUUAAAUUAAAUUUGAAGUCUGAACCUUUUAUGUUAUUUUUAAAGCACCUCUUCCCACAUUUAUCACAGAUUUUUAGAACUAGUUUCUGUCUUAUCUUUUCAUCUAACAAUUUUAAUUUAUUUUUCUACUAAUGUUAUUUUUAAAUUAUAAAAUAAUUACAUCUAGUUGUUAAUAAUGCAAGUAUCAUAAGAGAAAGAACUCUCACCUUCUCUGCAUAUCCAUUUCCACUUUCCAAAGGUAACCCUAUCACCAAUUUGUUAAUAGCUUUCCCCACUUUUUUCUCUGCAAUUUAUUACAGAAAACCAUACAAGGGUUUUAUAUUUUUAUGUAGUCAAGCUUAAUAUUUUUAAAACUCUGUGUUCUUCUAGUAGCUGUAGAGUUAGUACACAUUUAGAUUCUUAAUCUUUCUGAAAUUUUAUAUCAGAUGUACAAGGAACUUUUUAAAUUUAAGUAUAAUUGACAUACGUUAUGUAGUUCAGAUAUACAACAUAAUGAUUCAACAGUUCUGUACAUUAUAUCAUGUUCACCAUGAUAAGUGUAGUUAUGAAAACAAUUACUUUUCAAAUGUAUAGCUAGUGAUCCCAUUAUAUUUUAAUGAAUUGUCCAUCUUUUCAUCAUUAAUUUGAAAUGUCCUUAUUUAUGCUAAUUUUUUAUUUAUUUAGCUCAUCCUGGAUCUGUUUCUGGUUUUCGUUCUGUGUGUGUGUUUGUGUAAUCUGUUUUUCUGUUCAUGAUCAUCUUAUAUCAAUGCCUGUUUAAUAUCAAUAAAUAUGGGUUUACAAAUAUGUUUGGAUGUAAUAAUUUAUUUUUCUGGUUGUGUAUACCAUUAAAGAAAGAAUGUUUUUAUUUCUUUGCUUUUAUAUUUAAGAUUAUACAGUUGCUUCUGGAAAUCAUUUUUAGAGUAUUUUUAACCUGAAGAAAUAUUUUUAAGAAUAUAAAAUUUAAGUCUAACCUUGAAAUUUUACAUUAUCUUCAAAGGUUUAUUCUAAAGGUAAGAAAUAGGCCUUUCCUAUUCAUGUUUUUUUUUUUUUAACCAGAUAAAAGGAAAAAAAUGAGAGAAUAAAACCCUCAGUUUUAAUGAAAAUUUUGAAUUACAGGUUACUUUGAUUCCCUGCCUAAUUAAUGUUGACAUCUAAUUAUAUCCAUAACCAGAGAAUACUUUAAAAUAACAACUUGCUUUCUCCUUCCUUUCUCCUGUCCCUUGUCUCAUUUUCUUAGACUACCUAAGAUUAUAAGGAUAUGUGAGGGUUACAGGUUGUAUACUUCCUGCUGUGUUGCAUAUUUGAGGGCUGUAUACGCUCACCUGUUCUCACACAGAUAUUUCUUGAGCUCCUUCAAGGUACUGGUCUUUAUGCUGAAGACCUGGAGAUUACAAUGAGAGUAGAUCUCUCAAAGAUAGAAAAACAUCCAGAUGCAGCCAACCUCCUUCUGAGACUGGAUUUUGAAAAAGACAUUAAGCAAAUACUCGUGUUUCUUAAAGAUUUGGGUAUAGAGGAUAACCAACUGGGAACAUACCUGACUAAAAACUAUGCUAUUUUCUCUGAAGACCUUGAAAAUCUUAAGACCAGAGUGGCUUAUCUACAGUCAAAAAAUUUCAGCAAGGCACAUAUUGCACAGAUGGUCAGAAAUGCACCAUUUUUGCUGAGUUUUUCAGUGGAAAGAUUGGAUAACAGAUUGGGAUUUUUUCAGAAAGAACUUGAACUUAGCGUGAAGAAGACUAGAGAUCUGAUAGUUCGUCUCCCAAGGCUACUAACUGGAAGUCUGGAACCUGUGAAAGAAAACAUGAAGGUUUGUCGUCUUGAACUAGGUUUUAAACAUAAUGAAAUUCAACAUAUGAUCACCCAAGUCCCAAAGAUGUUAACUGCAAAUAAAAGGAAACUUACAGAGAUUUUCGACUAUGUGCACAAUGUGAUGAGCAUUCCCCACCACCUCAUUGUCAGGUUCCCACAGGUAUUUAAUACAAGGUUGUUUAAAAUCAAGGAAAGACAUUUGUUUCUUACGUAUUUAGGAAGAGCACAGUAUGAUCCAACAAAACUUAACUACAUUUCUUUGGACAAAUUAGUGUCUGUGCCUGAUGAAAUAUUUUGUGAAGAGAUUGCCAAAGCCUCAGUACAGGACUUUGAAAAAUUCUUAAAAACUCUCUAGUGUGUGAUGAAUAUUAAGAUGUAAUAAUGUAAAAUGAACGUGUAUAUGAAUGGAUGAUAUAUAUUUAGUUUUAAAUAAAUGCCCAGCCCUCAGUCGA